Molecule: messenger RNA, 2756 nt
Organism: Cynoglossus semilaevis (tongue sole)
Lineage: Eukaryota; Metazoa; Chordata; Actinopteri; Pleuronectiformes; Cynoglossidae
Gene: fam117aa
Product: family with sequence similarity 117 member Aa
Exons: 8
Coding region: 597-1802 (401 amino acids)
Source: RefSeq, a predicted model, not a curated record
AGAAAAUCUCACCGAGUGGGUGUAAACUUUUAAGUUUUCUCGCUCUUUUGGUGACAGAUGGACAUAAAGGCCAAUGAGGACGCAGUAGUAUUCUGCAGAAGCCAAUCAGAGGGAGGCAGAAAGUAAAGCCAAGCACGCGUUACACGCACAGGUUGAGCUGUUGUGUUGUCACUUCACGCACACAUAGUUUGAGAGAAGGAAAUCUAUGCGCAGCCCUCACCAUCCUUCUUAAACCGCAGCAUGAAGGAAGAAGAAUCUAGAACUAAAGCUUGUGAUUCGUUAACAGCUGCACACUGAGCUCCUCUACUUUCCCCACCUUUCUCUCCGCGGUUAAAAACUUGGGGAUAAGCAGUAAGGAGGAGGAGGAAGAAGAAGGAGUGAAGGACGCAAAUUAUGGUCAUUGUCAUCAUCUGUUCAGAAAGGAAGCUCGGUGUUCAGGGUGCAGAGUGACCGCCGUGGAUUUCUUUUUCUCUGGAGAAACUGAAUGUAGAGGGAGAGCAGAAGAGGCAGAGAAAAAAAACCUGUGAGGUCGUUUGUGUGUGCGUGCGUGCGUGUGUUUUCAUAAGUGGAGCUCGGCCGUGGGAGCAGAGUGGGGGAUGUCGAGCAAGAGUGGAGGAGCGCCUCGGGGGUGCAGCAACCCCAGCCUGCAGCCCCUCAGAGCCACAGUGCCAUACCACCUCCAGAGAGGCUCCGCUCUCCUGAGCAGAGAGGUCAAGACGGCCAACAGGAUCGCUGCUCGUCCUCCAAUACCCACCAUCCGCAGAACCCUGUCUUUGGACGCCAUUGUUGGACCCUACCUGCAGGGGCAGUGGCCCAAAGAGGCCGAGACCACCGCCGUUACCUGUGUCAAUGACAAAGCCACACAGACUCCAACUUCCUGGGCAGAGGAGAUCCAGGGCAGGAGGUGUGUUGGUGGACACAAGCGCUCGGCAUCAUGGGGGAGCGCAGAACACCUGAGGGAGGUGGCCAAACUUAGACACCAGUUGCAGAAGCGCUCCCGCCAUGCACCUCCCCCUGCAGGGUUCGAGCUCCCCCAUCAUUCUCAGCUGCCAGCCAGUUAUGCAGCUGGCGUCAUACAGACAACGCCCCUGAUGCCACUGAACAGACUCGCCACACGACUACGACGCAGUGUUGAAGGCCUGAACCUUGAGCUAGAAGAGGUCUUUGUGUCUGAGAAACCCAUCGAUCAGAGUGAGAUCUUGGAUACCCCGGACGGUCACAGGGCUCCUGCUCCUAUACAGAGAUGCAGUAGUGGUUCACAGAGUGAACCCUCUCCAGAACCCUUGGACCCUUCGCUCCUUUCUCCUUGUCCAUCCCCAUGUCCUUUAGAUCCAUCUCUUCUGUUGACUUCUCAUUCCUCUCAUGCCUUGAACCCACUGCUGUCACAAUCUCCAUGUCAUAUGGUGGAGCCAGAGCUGGAGGAUUGUAAGGUUCUUUGUCCCUCUCCAUCUAAACUGCUUCCUUCCUUUGCUCUGGAUCCACCUCUGAUGCAGCCCUGCUCCUCCUCUCCUCGGCCCAAUAAAACCUAUUCCUUUCAGCGUGAACCACCAGAAGGCUGUGAGCGAGUUAGAGUAUGUGAUGAGACAAUGUCUUCAUGUCAGAUUGAACCUAUCCUCCAGCCAUCUUGCCCUGACCCUAAUAAAGUGAACUUUACCCCCCACGGAGGUUCUGCUUUCUGUCCUGUCAGCCUUCCGAAGCCCCUCCUACCAUCCAUGGACCUACUAUUUCGUGGCCUGUCAGUCUCUCCUGUCACUGCCUGCUCAGAUCAAACCUCACCCACCAGGCAUUUAGGCAUGCAGUAGGUAGACUCUGGUUCCUGCUGGAAUUCACCACAGUGCACAGCCAGGAAGUGAACUGUUUGAACAACAAGAUGUUUUGCAUAUCCAGUUUGUCUCUGCUGUAACAUGCACAAAUUCUUCAACAGUUAGGUUUUUCUCGACCAGCAAAAGAAUAAUAUUGGACAAAGAAAUGUUUGCCCAUCCUAUAUGUGUGCAUCAGCACGCAUUUGAGCACUUGAGUAUAUAACCUCAGGACUCCAACUCUGGAAUGACUAAAUGAGUAAAUUCUGAUAAAAGACUGAUGUGUUCAUAUGUUUGGUUUUAAGACAACUCAAAAAAGGAUUCAUGCCUAGUGGGAUAAUUAUUUUUCCAAACCAAGUGAAUUCAAAGGCAAAAAACCUGAGCACUUAGCACUUGUACUGAAAUAAUAAUUCUGUUUAUACUGGUAAACAUUGGUUUCAUCUUCAUUUGCGACCUCUAUAAAAAUGUAAAAUUGCAUUUCCACCAAUUAUUUUAGGGAUAUAAAUAUAGAAUUUCUGUAUCAUAAUGGAGAAAAUGAACCAAAUUCAUGUCGCUUGGUUCAUUUACAACUGCUGUAAAGAAUUAUUUUCAGUGCUAAGGAAGACUCUCACCAAUCUAUGUCUUGAUGGUUGUAUUAAGGACUUGGCAUUACCAACAAAGUACAUGUCUCUCAGCAUUUUAUUAGCUUGGAGGCGUGCAUGAGAUGGAUGUUGCUUGUUUUGAACGGUCUUCUGUUACAUCUGUUUCAACACCAAAAUUAACGUUACCUUUGAUUGCAAGGAAAUAAAAUAAGAAUAUAUUCCAAAAUAUAAAUGCUGUGUUUUUAAUACUGCAAUACAAACAGCAAAUAGCACAAGGUGAAUUUAUUAUUGUGGUGCUUUGGCCCAGAGGCAAUGUCUCUGUCAUUGGUGUGGAACCCCAGGAUUCACCUCCUGGGCAAGAUCAAAUCCCGGUUAG